Messenger RNA from Saccostrea echinata, 1122 nucleotides. Its product is annotated as E3 ubiquitin-protein ligase XIAP-like. Gene Ontology annotation, molecular function: cysteine-type endopeptidase inhibitor activity involved in apoptotic process. Bases 151 to 1017 code for a protein of 288 amino acids. Gene Ontology annotation, biological process: negative regulation of apoptotic process; regulation of cell cycle. The transcript is spliced from 4 exons. The record is from RefSeq and is a predicted model, not a curated record. Lineage: Eukaryota; Metazoa; Mollusca; Bivalvia; Ostreida; Ostreidae. Gene Ontology annotation, cellular component: spindle microtubule; cytoplasm; nucleus.
AUAACAGUGAUGCUUGUCGAUAUUUUACAAAAUGCGUAUGAAUUUUAUAGUGAUGGGCAUUCAUAUCCAUAGAUUUUAUUGGAUUGAAAACACGUGUUUAGGAAUGAAAGCAAAUUACAGUAUUUCACUGUAUAAUAUUUUCUGACAAACAUGUCUAGUCAAGACGGCUUGCAGGACUUGGUAGAAGAAAUGCUUCGCGGUGGAAGCUCAACCUCAACAUCACUUAUGCGGUUUGAGUUCAUGAGAGUUGCCUCCUUCCAUAAUUUUCCCGAUGGUCUACUAGUCAGCGCACUCCGUCUUGCCAGAGCUGGGACUUACUACACUGGAUAUGGCCGUGAGUGUCGAUGUUACUUCUGUGGAUUUAGUCAGAGUGAUUGGAGCUGUGGGAUUAAUCGAUCUCACUUCGAUCAUUCGUUUGACGGUAGCACAACGUCAACAAAUGUACCUAUUCCCAGGGUAUAUGUAGAGGAGAUAACAGGCGAACCUCAGUCUGUGACACCGGAAGUUAGUGAAUAUCGCCCAUUACCGAUACAGCGAAAUGAUGAAUCUGCAAUCUCAAACGCUGGUCUUAGCAGGUCGAUUCUGCAGAAUAACAAUAGCAGAUACACAGACAGAUUGAAUACUUUCACAAACUGGCCAAGUCAAAUAUCCCAGAGGCCAUAUGAGUUGGCGGCGGCUGGAUUUUUCUACUCUGGCCGUGGGGAUAGAGUUCAGUGUUCUUUCUGUGGUGGACAACUGCAUCAAUGGGAACGAUCUGACGUCCCUUUCCAUGAGCACCUCCGUUGGUUUCCUGACUGUCCAUUCGUUAAGCAAUGUUUUCAGCAGCCAUUUAGCAUUGUACCUACAAGUGUGCCAUCAGGUGUCGACCUCAGGGUAAUCAGAAAGGUUUUACAAUAUGGAUACGACCAAACAGAUAUUAAGAAAGCAAUCUGUGAACUAAGCAGCAGAAUGGUCACAGAAGAAAUCACUGCAUUGGAGAUCCUGAAGUUUCUUUAUCAGGGGGGACCACGAAACUGAGGAGUUUCAUCAUUCAAAUUUUGGGCCUUGUGUGGUCUGUGUCAGUGAGAACAGGGGCACGCUGUUCCUACCUUGUACUCACAUCUGCUGCUGUCGUGGUUGUGG